AUUUGCAUCAGUCUGAUUGUGUGUUUGUCAUUGAAUUUUUAUUAGUUUUUUAAUUUUAUUGCAAUGGCAGAAAGUUUUAUAAAACAUAGUGAUCCAGUUAAUAAUUCGGAAAAAACUAAAGAUAAUACUCUAGGUCAAUAUUUUGAUAACAAUGUACAUACAAUCUUUGAUGAAAUAAUAUCAAAAUCAGAGGUUACCCAAUCGUUACAAAAAACUACUCAAGAUAUUUGUAAAUUGAAUAUUAUGUCUGAAAUUUCAACAGAUUUAUUGAAAAAUGAAAACACAUUUAAUAUUGAAAGAUCUGAAUUACCGAGCAAAGAUUCUCACAGUGACGGAUGGAUUCCGUGUGAGCAAACAAGGAAAAUUUUAAGAUCAAUUGCAACUUCAACAUUCAGUAACAACGUUGUUGAUCGAGAAAAUUUAACAAUGCCAGGAUUGACUAUUCAAGACGACAUGAUUGACACUGUCAAGGCAACAUCGAUACAUUUUUUUGGUGAAGAUGAAAAUAUACAUAGAAAUAUCUUGACAGCAACUGAUGUUACUCAAGAUGAACGAGGACUACGCAAUUUAAUUCAAACAGGUUGUUACAGAGCAGCAGUUGACUUAUCAGGUAGGCUAUUAGCAGUUUAUGGCCAAGGAUAUGGAAAAAUCAAUCAUUUAAGUAAACACACACCGCAUUCUUUGCAACUAUGGUAUACAAGAUUAUCACUUCUAUUGAAGUUAAAACAAUUUGAUAUCUUGAAAGCUGAAUCAGAGCCUUUUGGAAAUCUGGAUAAACCAGACAUGUACUUUACGUUUUAUCCAGAAUUAUAUGGAACAAGGCACGGUUCAAUGGCGUCAUUUGCUUUUCGAUUGCUACUAGCUGAAAUACCAUUGUAUUAUGGUAAAACAAAAGAUGCCAUCAACAAUUUAUAUAAGCUUUUAUCUGUAAUUAAUCAAAUUAUAAAGAACUUAGAAGCAGGGCUCACAGAAGAAGGUGGAGUUUCAAAAUAUAGUGAAACAGAUCAAAAGAAUUAUAUUAAAUUAUGGGUUAAUAGAAAGUCUAGAGUUCAAAUUUCUAUCGUAAAUUGUGCUUUAACUGUAAAUAACUUUAAAUUAGCUAUUAACGUAUUAGAGGAAUUGCUCAAGUCAGCUAAUUGGACUAAAGAACAGUCAGAAAUACUGAAAUCAGCUAUUGGACGAAUUUAUUUAUUUCUGGGUGAUGUCCUAAUGGCGGAAAAAAUAUUUGGUGAUGUUAAAAAAAAUUCAGAAGAACUGCCUUCGAUAAGGGAAUUAAUUGAUCGAGGAUUAAUGGCUGUUGCUCAAAAUUCCUAUCAGGAAGGUUACAAUCAUUUUAAAAUUGCAUCUAGUGCAGAUCCCUCGAACAUUAUGUUAAUAAAUAAUAUGGCGGUUUGUUUAUUAUACACUGGUCAAUUGAAGGCAGCUGUACAACUUCUUGAAAAUGCUGUUACUAGAAAUCCAGUCAAGUGUUUACAGGAACGAGUAUUAUUAAAUCUGUCCACACUUUAUGAAUUACAUACGACACAUAGUAAACAGUGCAAAUUACAUUUACUCAGGUUAUUGAAUAGAUAUACAGGAGAUCAUAUUGAUAUAUCAUGUUUAAAAUUAGUAUAAAUAUCAGUGUGCAUUUUUUAUAAUUAAUUAAGGCAGUUGUAUGAUAAAUAGUAUUUUUUCCAGUGAUAUGUUUGUGACUUUACAUAUUUAUUUUAGUAUUUUUAAGUCACAUCCUUUCCUUUUAAUAUCAAAAGUGUACCAUAUUGUACCAUAUUUUCUUCAAGUUAAAUAUUACUAGGGCUGCCAUACAUCAAAUAUUUAGAAAUUAAUUAUUAAAUAAUGGAUAAGUAUACUUUUUACCUCAUUAUAAGAUAAGAAAGAAAAUUGACUAUUAGUUGCAAAUUGUUUCAUUAUUUAUUGCUUUGUUAUUUGUUAUUACUACGUCAAAAACGCUCAUAAAUUGCUUUAUUUAAAUAAUUUUAGGUCCAAUAUUACAUUGUUAAAUUAAAAUAAUCAAUGAUAUGAUGAAAUUGUGAAAAUAAAAAAAUAUAAAGUAUAAUUAUAGUUAAUAGUAUGUUGUGUCAGUAAUAUUUGGUAGACUUGAGUUGAUUCCUGUGAUAGGAUUUUUUAAAAUUGUCAUUCAAUUUUAAUAAAACCCUUUAAAAUCCAAUUAAUUCAUAUUUAAAC
Chelonus insularis is the source of this 2181-nucleotide messenger RNA. RefSeq names its product trafficking protein particle complex subunit 12. The transcript has a single exon. The coding region runs from base 64 to 1614 and encodes 516 amino acids. Gene Ontology annotation, cellular component: Golgi apparatus; TRAPP complex. Gene Ontology annotation, molecular function: protein binding. NCBI's taxonomy places the organism in Eukaryota, Metazoa, Arthropoda, Insecta, Hymenoptera, Braconidae. The record is from RefSeq and is a predicted model, not a curated record.